AACCAUAAUAUAAUAAAUAGAAGAAACCCAAAGAAAAGUUCAACAUCGCGUCAAGUCCGCACGCCGUAGGUUUCUUUUGUUUUUUAUUCUUCAACCUAUUUCUUCUCUCAUCACUCCACCACCACAAUAUUCAAUAUUCAUUAAUCUAAUUCCACUUUCACGUUUUUUGCUUCUCUCCUUCUGGCUAUGGCGAUUGAAAACAACAAUGGAGUACCUGUUUGUACCGUCAAGAGGCCUAAGACCAAGAUAGUAUGCACUUUAGGCCCUGCAUCUCGAUCAGUUCCCAUGGUGGAGAAGCUUCUUCGGGCCGGCAUGAACGUCGCCAGAUUCAACUUUUCUCAUGGAUCUCAUGAGUAUCAUCAGGAGACCAUUGAUAAUCUCCGACAGGCUAUGGAGAAUACCGGUAUUCUCUGUGCCGUUAUGCUUGAUACCAAGGGUCCUGAAAUUCGAACAGGGUUCUUAAAAGAUGGUAAGCCAGUUCAACUUAAACAGGGUCAGGAGAUCACAGUCUCAACUGAUUACAGCAUUAAAGGUGAUGAGAGUACGAUAUGCAUGAGCUACAAAAAGUUGGCAGAGGAUGUAAAGCCACAAAGUGUGAUCCUCUGUGCAGAUGGCACAAUCACCUUUACCGUUUUGUCUUGUGACAAGGAAAAAGGUUUGGUGCGAUGCCGCUGUGAGAACACUGCUGUUCUUGGUGAAAGAAAGAAUGUCAAUCUCCCUGGAGUAAUAGUGGAUCUGCCGACAUUAACAGAUAAAGACAAGGAUGACAUCUUAAACUGGGGAGUUCCCAAUCAUAUUGAUAUGAUUGCAUUAUCUUUUGUUCGUAAGGGUUCAGAUCUUGUGGAGGUUCGGAAGCUGCUAGGUGAACAUGCAAAGAACAUCCUUCUAAUGUCUAAGGUUGAAAAUCAGGAAGGUGUAGCAAAUUUUGAUGAUAUUCUUGCCAACUCUGAUGCAUUUAUGGUAGCAAGAGGUGACCUGGGAAUGGAAAUUCCAAUUGAAAAGAUAUUUUUGGCUCAAAAGGUAAUGAUUUACAAGUGCAACAUUCAAGGGAAACCUGUUGUCACAGCAACACAGAUGUUGGAGUCCAUGAUCAAAUCUCCAAGACCAACUCGUGCAGAAGCAACAGAUGUUGCCAAUGCUGUUCUUGAUGGCACAGACUGUGUCAUGCUUAGUGGUGAAACAGCUGCUGGAGCUUAUCCUGAUCUUGCAGUGGGAACCAUGGCCAAAAUUUGUAUUGAAGCAGAGAGCACAAUUGAUUAUCCAGAUGUGUUCAAAAGAAUCAUGGCAAAUGCACCAGUUCCCAUGAGCCCAUUGGAGAGCCUUGCGUCUUCUGCUGUUCGGACCGCUAACUCUGCAAAAGCUGCUCUUAUCCUUGUGUUAACCAGGGGAGGAAGUACGGCAAAAUUGGUGGCCAAGUACAGGCCUGGAAUGCCUAUAUUAUCGGUGGUUGUCCCUGAGAUCAAGACUGAUUCUUUUGAUUGGACUUGCAGUGAUGAGUCUCCAGCAAGGCAUAGCCUAAUCUUCAGGGGAUUGGUUCCAGUUCUCCAUGCAGGGUCAGCUAGGGCUUCCCAUGAAGAGUCUACAGAAGAAGCACUGUAUUUUGCUCUUCAACAUGCCAAAACAAAAGGGUUAUGCAAGGAAGGAGAUUCCGUUGUAGCCCUACACCGUGUGGGAACUGCUUCUGUGAUCAAGAUUGUUACAGUCAAGUGAUGACUAUUGACGCCUGCUUUUUGGGUUUUGUUGCUAAAGGGUGCCCGACUGGUAAAUGUUUUUGCUAUUAUUUUCUUCCUUCUAGAGAAGGGAACUUAUGACUAUACUUUACCUUCUUAUAUUUUGUCUUUAUAAUGCCUCGCCCUUUACUGCUUUCCAGCACAAUUUUCCAACCUGACUGGCUGGAGUUUCAUUACCCUUUUAUCUUAUUUAAAUAUAUUUUCUGCCACAGCCUACAGACACAGUGAUGUGAUGGGAAAUAAAUUCCUUAUAUCUGCCUUGAAUUUAUCUGGGCUA
This is a messenger RNA of Solanum dulcamara, 2007 nucleotides long. Its product is annotated as pyruvate kinase, cytosolic isozyme. Gene Ontology annotation, biological process: glycolytic process. The coding region runs from base 187 to 1710 and encodes 507 amino acids. Gene Ontology annotation, cellular component: cytoplasm. The record is from RefSeq and is a predicted model, not a curated record. NCBI's taxonomy places the organism in Eukaryota, Viridiplantae, Streptophyta, Magnoliopsida, Solanales, Solanaceae. The transcript has 3 exons. Gene Ontology annotation, molecular function: potassium ion binding; pyruvate kinase activity; magnesium ion binding.